AAAGGCAGGACAGUAGUAACCGAUUGCACUUGUUUAACAGUUAUAUUAUUAAUUCACAUUAUUGUCAGUAUAAAUAAAUAUCUCGAAGCAUCAACACGUGUGUUAGAAAAGAACAAGUUUAUCACGUGGAAGAGAGCAUCGAACUACAUGGAGCGUUGGGUGGGCAAAACGGCCGUGGUAACAGGCGCUAGCGCGGGGAUUGGGGCAGCGAUCAGCCUCCGGCUUGCCAACGAGGGGCUGCGUGUGGUGGGGCUUGACAGGAGGGAAGAACUGGUUCAGAAACUGCAAGAUCAGGUGACCGGGAGGGGUGAGAUCUGCGCCAUGCGAUGCGACGUGGGCAAGCCGGAGGAGGUAGCGGCGGCCUUCGAGCGGGUGGAGGAGUUCGGGGGUGUCGACUUGCUCGUCAACAAUGCGGCGUUGUUGCCUAGCGGCCAUAUAACAGAGGCCCUCAGUGACCCCCUAAAAGAUGCCCAAGUCCAUCAAAUGAUAAACGUGAAUAUCACCGGCUACGUCCUGUGCUCGCGUCAUGCUGUUGCUUCCAUGAAGAAACGGGGAGUGGAAGGUCAUAUAGUUGUCAUCAACAGCGUGGGAGGCCACUACAUCCCCUCCAUACCAGUGGCCAACCUGUACCCGAUGACCAAGCAUGCCGUCACCGCCUUCUGCACUGCGCUGAACGAUGAACUGGCGCAUGCAAAAGCGAAGAUCAAGAUCACUAGUCUCUCUCCCGGCCUGGUCGACACUGAUAUGGGUCGCCUGGUGAGUGAGGACGUUGCGGGCGCCGAGGCGUAUUCUGCUACGCCUAAACUGAGGACGAAAGACGUCGUCGAUGCCUUGGUCUACGUCGUGUCGACGCCUCCUAACGUAAAUAUAUUGGAGUUGACUAUCUCAGCUCUGAAUGAGAUAAGGCACUAAAAAAUUACGAAGAAGUCGAAAAACUAACAACGGCGGCUGGAUGGGUAUAAUACCCAUACUUAUUGCACCGAAAUGGAACAAAAUAUAACGUUAAUAGCAAA
Molecule: messenger RNA, 1013 nt
Organism: Leguminivora glycinivorella
Lineage: Eukaryota; Metazoa; Arthropoda; Insecta; Lepidoptera; Tortricidae
Product: farnesol dehydrogenase-like
Exons: 7
Coding region: 148-912 (254 amino acids)
Source: RefSeq, a predicted model, not a curated record